CAAAAUCGUAUUAAAAUGAUCAAGAGACCUAAACCAGGUGAAGAUGAAGACGAUCUUCUCCGUAUGCAAGAAGAAUUUUUAAGAGAAAAGAGUAAAAACAACUAUCAACCAGCUGCCCAGGUGACCAAUUUACGUCGUAGUGAACCUACGAAGAGACCCAAUACCUCGGACUCAGCUACACGGAAACCUUCAAAAUAUGCACAAUCUAAAGGCCUUAAAAAUCAGGAGAAACGAAUGAAAACUGAGGUAGGUUCUAGCCGUAGGUCUUUAGUAGGGGACAUUUUCGAAAAAAACGCUCAAGAACAAACUCCAAGUCAAGAAAACGAAGAUGACAACGUCUAUUACCCUAAAAUAAUACCUAAACUUCUGGGAGAUAUCGUUGAAAAAAAUGUUGACCGGUUUGAAGAUUUAAAUGUAACAAAAAUGCCUUUACAAGGAUUUCCGGUUGCUACGAAAAGGGAUCUCAACAUAGCACCUGGCAAGAAGAGUAUUCAGAGUCAAGAGUUCGAGAAAAAACAUAAAAAACCUGGGGAAAUGGAGGUUGAUGAAGCAGGUUCUUCCAAUGUUAAAAUUUCCAAUUAUAAGAAUCUACCGACAAAAAGUUACAUACUGUCUUCUAACGAAGCUAACGACAUUCACAACGAAAACAUAAAAUUAUUAAAUACAAUGUCUGAGAACGAAAUAUUGGAGGAACAACAGAAGUUACUCUGCAGUUUAGACCCUAAGUUGAUAGAAUUUAUAAAAGCUAAAAGGAAACUAUCUGCCACUGAAACUAAAUCUGCCCCAUCAAGUGGGAAAAGGCUACCAGAUACUGACAAUUUUAAACAAUAUGUUGAAAAUAAAAUGGACAUAAGUGAAUCUAUGGACCCUGGACAAACUUCUACAUAUGAUAAUGAUUCUCUUUGGGAAAAUGAUGUUUUAUCUCACCCAUUAGUUAAUAAAUGGCUACACUUUGAAUCUUUGGAAAAGGAUAAGUUAGAAUGGAUGAAGGGUAUAGAAGAAAGCAAAAAAAUCAAUACUGAGGAACCCUAUGAAGCUAGGUUUGAUUUUAAAGGAUAUUUACUGCCCUAUACAAUGGAAUAUACGGAAAACACAAAGACAUUGUUCCAUCAUGGUGAAGAACCACAUAGACCUGGUUAUUCUCUCACUGAACUCUUUGAAUUGUCCCGUUCAACAAUCACACAGCAAAGAGUUAUGGCCUUGAAUACUUUAGCAGGAGUUUUAGAAUACUACAGUGCAGGAACUUACAAAGAUGUGUUGGAGAUUCCUUUGAGUAAAUUUUUUUUUGUUAUCAGAAUAGCAAUGGAUGAAAAUAAAACCAUAAUUUUAGAGCCAGCUCUGAAAGCAAUGAGAAAUUUGUUGUAUAAUAGAAUAGAUGAGGCCUGUCUCGAUGCCUUGCUGGGAUUUGAGGAAGGAACAAAACAACCAUGUUUAGAAAAUGAUAAAUCAGAAAUAAAAGAGUUGGAAUCCAAAGAAUCAGAGCUAAAAGACUUUCACUUAGCUGAAAUAGAUAUUAUUGCCGCUUUAUUGCGAACUGAUAUUCUGCAAAGAUUGUACUAUAUUUUAGAAACUGUCCAACCGAGUUUCAACUGUGUUCAAUAUGCAUUGCAAAUAUUAACGAGACUGGCAAGGGAUUCAGUAGAAACAACUAUGAAAAUAGUACAAGCAGAAAAUUUAAUGCAAACAAUUAUUAAGUGCUUUGUUCCAAUAACAAGCAUAAACUUUGCAUUUAAUCCUCAGAUUGUGUACAAUGGAAAACCAGUACUAGCUGCAAUAAAAUUGCUAAGGAUUCUGUCAUUACAGUCUCAAGAAAUAGGUCACUUGUUAGUAACAAAAUAUAAUAUCCUGAAAGCAAUAUCUGAGUAUGUCAGCUCGGGAGUGGAUGGAACUUAUGGAUUAAGAAUACAGAUUGAAGCAUUCUGUAUACUUUCUAACUUAUUAAAUUUUGGUGUUGGUCUCGAAAAUGCACUGUCAUUAUCUCCAAUAGUAGGAACAUGUCUGCACAAACAUGUACAGGGAACAGAUAUCUUUAUCAACUCCUCAGUGAUAUCAGCUACUCAUUGUGCAGUGAUUUUGCAAUUUGUGAAUAAGUUGCUAAGCUGUGAUUGGAUAAAUUUACAUAAUUACAAACAAGUUGUAUAUCCCCUUAUAAAGGAGGGUACACAAAAAUGGAUGGCACAGCUAGCUCAGUCUGAAAAUUACACUUGUGCACAUUUAAGAUUAAUGUGUGCUGCUUUAGAUUGCUGUAAAACAAUGCUACUAGCUGAAAAAAUGCAAAUGAAGUUUCUCAAUGAUUCCUUAAAGAAUUUGGUAACCUCAAGAGGAUAUAAAGAGAUUACAAAGAAUCUAACAACCAGUUCAAAUUUGCUAUCAGGAAUUGAAAACAAAGAUCUUCACCUGGUCAAAAAUUUAAUGAGUCUUGCAGGGUCAGUGAUUGAUUCAGCCCAAAAAGUCUUGCCCCUGUUAAGUGUACUAUCGCCUAUCCCAUUCUUGGCUUCUCUAUUUAAUUUACUAACCCUUGUCACCGAUAAAGAUAUUGCAACAAGCUUUCUUGAGAGCAUUUCAACAUAUCUAAACAUUUUAAUGAAAAAAUCACCAAGUAUAUGUGAUAACUGGUUUACAAGAAUAGAAACAGAUUUUGUAUUCGCAAUUGUGAAGUUAUCUGUUCAAAAUGAAAUCCCUGAGUCAAAAAAAGACCUGUUUUAUACUGUUGCAAGUAAACUGUGUUACAUUCUAAGAAUAGAUAAGAUAUAUGAGCUUGAUUAUCUUUUCAACAAUGUUGUCUUCAACAAGCAAUGGUUCACAGCAGAGAGACUUUUGAAUCUUGUUUCUUUAUCUGAUGCCGACGGAUUCUCUAAAGCUCUUACAUCCAUAGAAGACAUCAAAAUUUGUUAUAGUAUGGUUGUUAAUUUAAAUUACAAAAAUACAGGACCCAAUGUAGUAUUGAGAAAGUGGCAAGAGCCCAUAUUACCUAGAGAUUGGAUAUAUUUGCCAAUUCUUUCCUUGUAUAGCAGGAGUCAAGAAGUAGAUUCAACUCCUACAGUUGUUGGCGAUCAUGCGAAAAGAGUAGCAGCUCAGAAUACUGCCGAAAAAGAAUUUAUUGUUACUUGCAGUUUAGAAUGGAUUCUGUUCAAUGAGCUGUGCUUUCCAGACCUACUAAAUGAUAUUGAAAUAACAGACCGGCUAUGUCGAAUAAUGUGUGUAUUUCUUUGCGAUAACUCUUUAUUCUUGGACAAGAAAAUCAAACUUUUAUUACAAAAAUGCACACAAAUACUUUUUAAGAAAAAUAACGCUUUUAACUUUGAUAAACCACUUGUUGGGCUAAACAACUUUCAAGAUUUUUACACUCAAUUUCUGGAACAGUUCCAGUCAGUCAGUUAUGGAGAUUAUGUGUUUGCAGCUUGCGUUUUAGUGCCUUUGGCUCAAAGGCAUAAUAUCAAGUGGCGAAAACUUUUGUGGUCAGAAUACGCGGGAUGUCUAAGAGCUCUUGAUUGCCCUGAAGCAAUGUUAUGCUAUGAAAUAAACGACUACUUCUAUCCCGAAGAAACAGACGAGUCUUUAAUAAGAUCCUACAGUCAAGCUCUCUCUGGGAAUUUGUUAAGACCUAAUACGAUUUCGUACAGAAUUGCUUCUCAUCACGUGGAAGCAUUCAAGAAACAAAUUAACAAAAUUUAAUUUUGUAAAUCUGUGUGAUGAUGUAAAUAUAAUUGAAAUAAUAAAAUAAGCUUUACAUACCAAUUGUUUUUCCUCGUCAUCCUUGCAGCAGAUUCUUUUUGAAAAUUGUUCUAGCCCAUAGAUUAUAAAGAUAUAGCUAUAGCA
This is a messenger RNA of Hyposmocoma kahamanoa, 3819 nucleotides long. RefSeq names its product RNA polymerase II-associated protein 1. The record is from RefSeq and is a predicted model, not a curated record. The transcript has a single exon. Bases 16 to 3675 code for a protein of 1219 amino acids. Lineage: Eukaryota; Metazoa; Arthropoda; Insecta; Lepidoptera; Cosmopterigidae. Gene Ontology annotation, biological process: transcription by RNA polymerase II. Gene Ontology annotation, cellular component: nucleus.